This is a messenger RNA of Selaginella moellendorffii, 1769 nucleotides long. RefSeq names its product protein TRIGALACTOSYLDIACYLGLYCEROL 3, chloroplastic. Gene Ontology annotation, molecular function: ATP hydrolysis activity; ATP binding. The coding region runs from base 21 to 986 and encodes 321 amino acids. NCBI's taxonomy places the organism in Eukaryota, Viridiplantae, Streptophyta, Lycopodiopsida, Selaginellales, Selaginellaceae. The record is from RefSeq and is a predicted model, not a curated record. The transcript is spliced from 10 exons.
UCUAUGCAUGGGUUUAGGUUAUGGCUGGAGUAGCAGCACCGGCAUGGAGCGCGACGCUUUGGCCUCCGCAGCCUCGAUGCAGCUCCCAGAAAUCUCUGGCCCGGUCUUGCUUCUGUGCCGCCAGCGACGAAACGACAUCGAUCCUCAAGAAUGACUUUCGGCUGAGGACCUCAAGACAGGAGGAUGACUCCGAUGUUCUAAUCGAAUGCCGCGACGUCUACAAAUCCUUUGGCGAGAAGCACAUCCUCAAAGGAGCCAGUUUCAAGGUCCGCCAUGGUGAGGCUGUGGGAAUUAUUGGACCUUCUGGAACAGGAAAGUCCACGAUUUUGAAGAUUAUGGCUGGACUUCUUGUUCCUGACAAGGGAGAAGUUUUCAUCCGAGGAGUAAGACGGGAUGGAUUAAUCAGUGACCAAGAUGUUUCCGGAUUGCGAAUAGGACUGGUUUUUCAAAGCGCAGCGCUGUUUGAUUCGCUCACAGUUCGAGAAAAUGUCGGAUUUAUGCUCUAUGAGCGGCAAAGUCUUCCCAAGGAGAGAAUCAACGAGCUAGUAAGGGACAGUUUGGCGUCAGUCGGGCUCAAGGGAGUUGAAGAAAGGUUACCAGCCGAGCUCUCUGGCGGAAUGAAAAAACGGGUGGCGUUAGCUCGCGCUAUAAUUUCAGACGAACGCGAGGAAACGAAUGAACCCGAGGUUGUCAUGUAUGACGAACCAACUGCUGGACUUGAUCCCAUUGCUUCGACUGUUGUCGAGGAUCUUAUUCGGUCAGUACACAUCAAAGGGCGUGAUGCAAGAGGAAAACCUGGACAGAUUACAUCUUACGUUGUUGUGACUCAUCAGCAUAGCACGAUACGACGCGCUGUGGACAGACUACUUUUCUUGCACGAUGGUAAAAUCGUAUGGGAAGGGGAGACUUCCAAGUUCGGUAACACUUCCAAUCCUAUAGUUCGUCAGUUCGCGGAGGGCAGCUUAAAUGGCCCAAUUCAGUAUUGAUUGGUUUCAAUCCUUCCAGAAAUAAAGUUCUGCGUCACACAUCCACGGGCAGGCUCAUUCCUGGAGGCUUCCUCACGCCACAGAGCAGCUACUUGUUCUCGGUUACCGCAGCACUGGAAGAUGGUUUCGAAGGAAAGGGAAGAAAGGAGUGGCUUUGAAAGCCUCGACUGCUGAAUGCCAGCAGACUGCCGAGACCAUUACGUUGGACAGUAGACAACUUCGUACAGACAGCGCAGAGAAAGGCAUGGUUUUAAUCAUCUCCUCGGCCUUGGACAACCGGCCAGCUUGUCCCAAGCACAGGACGCUCGGGCAUCUCCAGGAAGAGGGACAGUGCUCGGUCGACGUCCAUGCCGACAGCAUACGCUUGCAGGAGAGCGGUCCAGGGUCCAGGAGACGAUGUUCUUUCCGGCAUGCUGUCAAACACUGCUCGAGCCUCGGACAAAAGUUUGUGCUGCGAUCAUGGCUGUCAAGGAGACAACGCUGUGCUGCGGCAUUCUCGACGGCCGGAGCCGCCAAGAUGCCCGAGCACGGCCUGGUUCCCUCCACUGCCAUUGACACUGAGUCUGCCGCGGAGGAAUGUAGUUUCCUCGAACACGAUGAUCGACGCAGCAGCGGCGGCGGCGGCAACACCCAGUGACGCUCGAGAGUUUUCGAAGGUAAACAUGGGUUCCUCCAAGAGCUUUCGUGGAGUGGGGUCUUCUGCCAUCGGCAAAGAUUCAAACAAGGUACCGUGAAUGGGCAUAUGCCACCAAUCCUUCCAAACCCUUCAUGUUAUUUGUUUCA